AUGGUUGGCGACGAUUUAACUCCUCUUCCUCCAAAGUACGAGCCGUUAACUGAUUAUUACCUUCAUCCGAGUGAGGGUUCUCAAUUGGCGAUUUGUCCUGUGUUGCAUACCGUCGACAACUAUCAAAAGUGGUCGAGAUCGAUUCGCAACAACCUUCGUUCCAAGAGCAAGCUUGGUAUUUGUUCUACUGUCAUUAUUCCUGAUGAUGCUAAAACUUUAUGGGAUGAUUUAUGUGAUCGUUAUUCUCUUGGUAAUGGCCCUCGUAUUUUUGAAUUGAAACAUGAUUUUAAUGAUUGCAAGCAACGAGAUCGUUCUGUUGUAGUUUAUUAUGGUGAAUUGAAUAAAUUGCAGAAUUUGUUGUCUAGUUAUGUGAAAUUUCCUGAUUGUUCUUGUUCCGCUGCGAAAGAAUAUACUAAGUUGCAUGAGAAUGAGUCGUUGCAUCAGUUUUGUCUUGGUUUGGAACCUAAGAAGUUUGAUUUUGUUGUGUCUACUUUGUGUGAUGAGUGA
Molecule: messenger RNA, 507 nt
Organism: Chenopodium quinoa (quinoa)
Lineage: Eukaryota; Viridiplantae; Streptophyta; Magnoliopsida; Caryophyllales; Amaranthaceae
Exons: 2
Coding region: 1-507 (168 amino acids)
Source: RefSeq, a predicted model, not a curated record